GUGUUUGUAAACAUUUUUUGACAAAAAUAUUUUUAUUUAAAACAAGAACAUUUUUUUUAGAAUUUUUAAAAUAAUUAUUAAAAAUGGCUACAGAUUUUCGCCGGGACUGGGUCAAAAACAGCGUUACGAAAUAUUUUGGCCUGGAUUCUGGCGAAUAUUUCGAGAAAAUGAUGGCCCAAAACGAUGAUCUGGAAUACCAACUGUCAUCGUUUUUGGAUGACGAUUUCCUCAAGAAGGAUGAAACCCACAGGAGGCUCUUCUACAUCUACAAGACCUCCUACGAGAAGCUAGUAGAUGAGGAAAUCAUGGUGCCUGAAAUCGUCAAAAAAGAGCCAAUACCAGAAGAAGACCUACAUGUGCCAUCUAAAGGAAAAAAAGCCAAAGGAAAGAAGGGAAAAAAAGGCGGUAAAAAAACUAAAAAAGGAAGCAAAAAAUCGACUCCUAGAUCUACCCCAUCUGCUGAAGGUGAUUUAGGAACAGACAAAGAAGACAUUGAAGAAGCAAAAACCGAAACUCCCCAAGAAGGCGAACCAAUAAGUUCGGAAGCAACAGAAACUAAAGAAUCGGAGGAACACAAAGAAGAACAUGAAGAUUUAUCAUCACCAGCACAAGGAACAAUUUCUGAAGUAACUGACACAAUCGGUCAAUCAACCGAUAUAGAAACGGAAGGAGAGCAAGAAGGAACAGAAGGAGAACCAAAAAAGAAAACUAAAAAGAAAAAGAAACCUACCAGCGAAUCUGAAACCAGUACUGAAGGUACAGCAAGUCCAAGAAGUGGGAAAAAGAAAAAAAAGAAAGGCAAAAAAGGAAAAGGUCAGAAGAAAAAACAAAAACUCGAACAAGAAGUUCCGACAGAGGAGGAGGAAGAACCGGAAAUCAUUUACGUACCUAAAAUUAUACAAAAACUAGUCGUGGAUCACAUUUUACACGGAAAUUUUGGAACUCUUGAUGAGGCAAUCCUUAAUACUGAUAACAAACGCUUCGUUUAUCUCUUUCGGAAAAUGGAAGAAGGCAUUUCAAUUUCAAAUUUUGACACCUACGAAGAAGCAGAAACCGAAAUGCCUGCUUAUUUUUUGAUUGGUUCAUGCAAUGGCAAUUUCUUGAACUCGUUGAGACAUCUCAUAAAAGAGCAGUUUAAACCGUUGUUGAAGGAACAUUUUUGCGAACCCACGGUUAAAAAAACAUCUUCGCCUAAAGCAACUUCCGCACAUGAUGUUUCCCUUAAAACUGAAAACAACGCAUACAGAACACCAUCAGAUUAUCGAAAAAUGUCUAUAACUCAAUCGAAAACAAAGUCAGUUCAGGAAAAGACAGGAGUGAGUGAGGCCUCAGAAGUUCAUGAUACAGAACAAGAGCAAGAAAAAAAUAUAACACUUUCUGAAACACCAAUUCGAGAUGAUUUAAUGACAGAAGUACUAGCACUGGAAAAAUCACUCAAUUGGACCAUAGAACAUGUAGAUGAUGAAAUUGAUCUUCCCUUGACGGUCUUCCCAGAUGAAUUACAAUCUGAUAUCCCCUAUGAAGAGUUAAUUAAAGAUAAAACUUUGAUUGAAAGAUUACAAGAUAUUGUAAUGGCAUGGGAACGGCAUAUUCUAAAAGUUCUUGAAAUAUAUCUAGCAAAAACUCCCGAAGGGCAAGGACCAAUACCUGAAUACGAAUAUUGGAGGGAAAGAGAGGCUGCUUUGAGUUCGAUUGUUGAGCAGUUGAAAAAACCUAUGGUUGUAAAAGUGAAUACGUUGUUAGAAAAGGCAAAAUCGCCAAUUAUUGAUGCUUUCAUGAACUAUUUAGUUGAUUUGAAAAAAUAUCACGUUCAAGCACGAGAUAAUGUCAAAUUUUUGUCCACAAUUUUGAGACAUUUCAAGACUGUAACAUCAUGUGAGGAUUUUGCUAGGGUCAGAGAAUGUAUUCCUGUCCUUAUUGAAGGACUCCAUCUCAUUUGGGUCUUGUCGAGGUAUUACUGUACUGACGAAACAAUGAUACCACUAAUGGAAAGAAUUGUGUUUUGUCUUGUUGAAAAAGUUAGAGCAAACUUGGAUACUCAAUUUUUGUUUAGAAAUUCAAUCGAGCACAUUAAAAAACUAACUCAAACGGCGAGAGAAAUGCUUGAAAUUUGGAAAACUUCCUAUAUGGAAACUCGCCAAAAAAUUGAAGACUCGGGUAAAGGACAGCGAUGGGAGUUUGACAAAAAGAAAUUAUUCGCUGAAUCUGAUUAUAUGGCAACUGUAUGUAAAGAUUUAUUCGACGUCGCGACAGUUAUCGAAGAAUUUAACAACAUUUUUGGUCCGGAAUUACGUGCCAUGGUUGUGGAUCCCCAAAAAAUCGAUAACGUUGCCAAACGAGUUGAAAGGCUAGUCAUACAAAUCGAAUCUGCCGACUUUGACAUAUUUAGCGAAAAUCACAAAGAAAACUGGGAGGCCAUAAUGGCCUUCUUUUACAAGGAAGUCCGAAAAUUGGAACAGGAAGGGGUCAAAUUCAUUGACCAAAGCUUCAAGACAUUGAGAUCGUCCGAAAGUGCGUUAGAAAUGCUCACAAAGUUAAAAACUGUUCGAACAAGACAAAUUAUUCUCGACCGGUUGUUAACAAAGUUUGAUGUAAUUUUGGAUCAAUUUAAUAAAGAACUUUUGGUCAUCGAUGAUGCAUUUACGAGAAAUAAACGUCACCCUCCGCUCUGUAAGGAUCAUCCGCCCCAUGGUGGUGCAAUAUACUGGGUGCAAUUGCUAAUCAAUUUACUCAAAAUACCUGUUUUGAAAUUUCAAAAAGUGCCAGAGCUUCAACAGUCGGCUCAGAAAGAAGAAAUUUUCAAAAAUUAUCUUCAGUUGGUUAAAACUUUGAAAUCAUAUCAAAAUUUCAAAUACGAACUUUGGUUAGAACACUCGACUCCUGUUAUGGAGCAAGCAAUGCAAAUGGAGAUUCUCAAAUUUGUUAAUUGUGCAGUUUCUACAAAAACCACGGACCACGGGCGUAGAUCGGUAGCAAAAAGUGUGACAACCCUCCAUUCGCAAUCCACCGCUACGAGUAAAGGAAGUUUGCAACAAGUGCGUUCUCAACCAAAAAUUCUCAAAAUAUCAACCGCUGGUCACGUUGUUAAAUGGGUGUCAGGUAAGAAAAUGGCUAGUCAGGUUAUGGACAAAAUUCGGUCGCAAAGAAGUCUCACGUGGCACGAAGUAAUGGGCGACAUGAUAGUCCUAGAGCAAAAUAUCGAAUUUGCUCUUAAUUUCAACGACGACCUAUUCAGUUGUAUACGGGGGGCAGAGCUAUUAGAUUCGUUAAAGUACGAGUUGCCUGAUAAAAUUAAAAUGAUUGCGUCAAGAAAAGAGCGGUUACAAAAGGACGUUGCGGCAGUUAAAGACAUGUUGGAGCAAUAUAACUCAAUAAUGAAGAAACUCAGCCCUCCUCAGAUGAAUAUGCUCCGAAAUGAGAUUAAGCACGUCGAGCUAUUCAUUCAGCAGGGGUUGUCUAGGAUCAAUUGGACUUCAUUGGGAAUAGUAGAGUACGCAAAAACUUGUCUUAGCAAAAUCCACUACUUGCAAAACUUACACAACCAAGUGGUUCAUAUAGAAGAUGAACUAAAGUCAAAAAUCAAACUAUUGUCUUCUUUUAAUCUCUUCGAUUAUAAGACAGUUGACGAAGAUCCGGAAAGGUUACCAUGUAAAGAAUUCUUCAACGAAAUGAUAGAUUUGCGAAUUAAACGAGUUUGCCAAAUGAUGAAAAUCUACGAAAGCCUUGGCCCCAUUUUGAUCAAAAUUGAAACCCUAGCUUUGGGUAGCAACACCGGACGCUCCCCCUACAUGACAACUAGUUACUCAUUUUGGGAGACAGAAAUUUACAAAGCUUUUAUCGGCUUCACUCUUCGCAAUUUCGAAACGUUCAUGAGUAAAAUGCAAUUGAAGAAGCCGAUUUUUCAAGUCGAUGCUGUGGUGGUGACACCGGAACUUUUUCUAAGACCAACAUCGGCCGAAAUUUACAACAUUAUGGUGAAGAAUGUGAAAGAUUUUCUCGACAAACUGAAGCGAUUUCCGCGGUGGAUGAACGGAAUGUGUCUCUUGUGCCCACCACAAAAACUUCCCAACGGCGAGGAAUAUGUUUAUUCUUUCUACGAUGAUGUGUUGAAAGUUCCGGACAUUAGCGAUGUGCUUCAAAAGCUCCAAGAUAUCGCCCAAAAAUCAAUUCUGGAAGUACACAAGCAUUUACAGAAGUGGCGGCGUUACCGGAAUAUCUGGUGCUACGAUAAAGAAAUCACCUGUGAGCGUUUUAUUGAAAAAAAUAACCAACUCUCAAAGUACGACGAUAAGUUUAUGUUUUAUGCCGACAUCUUGAAAGAUAUGAAAAAUCACGAGAAUUAUAUUGACAUCAUGUGCAUUAGAUUAAAUCUGCGACCUCUUUUAGACACUAUAGCCGAUCAUACGGUUGAAUGGAAAAACACUCUAGGUCGGAUCCUUGACACAAAAACCAAAGAAAAAAUGGACGAAAUGAAGAGUACAAUGAAUGAAUUGCGCACUUUGGUCAACCAGAACAUCAAAGGUUUGGAAAAAUUUAAAUCAGUAAUGCAAGCGAUCUCGACAAUUUUGAAAAGUAACGUCGACAUGGAGCUGGAUUACCUCAACUGUCAAGAUAUUUACGGCAUUUUGAGGCAACAUAACAUCUACUUUAGUCCAGAGCACGAGGAAUUAGCAUACCAGUUGGAAAAAGAAUGGAAAUCGCUUCAUUUUUCGGCCCUUUAUCGCGAACAAAAGUUAGAAUUGACAAAAGACAGAUUUGCUCAAAUGACUCUAGCAGAAAUUGGCGAAUUCUGCGACAUCUUAGCCCAAUUUGUCAAAAAAUUUGAAGAGGAAGGCCCUGGUGCCGUCGGCGAAGAUUUAGACAAAGGCCUCAUCCUCAUGGAAGAAUAUGCCAAAUUAUUCAUCGAAACAGAAGAGCGUCGAAUCGAACUUAUCAACGCUGAAAUGCUUUUCGACAUACCCUUAGCUGACUACUCCGACUACUUACGAGUAAAAAGCGAUUAUGAAUCAAUGGGUGUUAUUUACAAGUUCUAUAAAACUCAAAAACACGCCAGGGAAGUGUGGGGAAGAACCUUAUGGGCAAAUCUAGACCCACAAGCUUUAAGUGAUGGUAUCGACAGUUUUAUAAAAGAUUACCGGAAAAUCCCAAGAGCGAUUAGGGCACUCCCCGUUGGGCAAACACUGGAUUUGAAAAUGAAGCAAUUCAAAAAUGUGAUUCCCUUAAUGGUGGCUUUGAAAAAUGAAGCUUUGAGGGAGAGACAUUGGCAAGAAUUGAUGCAAAAAACUGGUAUUGAGUUCGAUAUGUCUCCCGAUAGGUUCACUUUAGAUAACAUGUUUGCAAUGGAGCUUCACCGGUAUCAAGAUAUUGCUGAAGAAAUUAUCAACCAUGCAAUCAAAGAGUUGAGUAUAGAGAAAGGAGUAAAGCAAAUUGCUGAAACUUGGACGAACAUGAAUUUUAUUCUUCAUAAACAUACGAAAGGACACGAAGAUCGAGGUUAUGUCGUUGGUUCGACUGAGGAAAUCAUGCAAGUGCUUGAAGAUAACUCAAUGAAUCUUCAAAGUAUGGCAGGGUCGCAGUUUGUGGGUCCGUUUUUAACGCAAGUUCAAAAGUUGGAGAAGAGUUUAGCAAAUAUCGGUGAAGUGAUUGAUGAAUGGUUGUCAGUGCAGCGAAAAUGGUUGUACUUAGAAGGAAUUUUUGUCGGGGGAGAUAUACGCGCUCAGCUCCCAGAAGAAGCAAAGAAAUUUGAUGAUAUUGAUAAAGCUUUCCGAAGAAUAAUGUUAGACACGGCCAAGAGACCAAACGUUAUGGAGUGUUGCAAUGCCCCUGGACGUCUAGAUGAAUUCCUAGGCCUGGGUCUAGGUUUAGACAAAUGUCAGAAAUCUUUGAACGACUAUCUGGAUUCAAAACGUAGACGCUUUCCACGAUUUUAUUUCAUUUCAACUGAAGAACUGUUGUCAAUUCUUGGAAGCAGUAACCCCGAAGUGGUCCAAGAACACAUGAUUAAAAUGUUUGAUAAUAUCAAAUCGCUGCGGAUGCAUUUAGACAACAAUGACAGAAUGAUUGCAAGUGCUAUGAUAUCUUCAGAAGGAGAAGUGAUGGAAUUUCGUCGCGCCGUACAGGUUGUUGGAAAAGUCGAAGACUGGAUGAACGACGUUUUGAAGGAAAUGAGACGUUCUAACAGAUUUAUAACAAAGAGUGCAAUCUACAACUACGGUAAAGUCAGAAGACCACGAUCAGAAUGGAUGUUGGAUUUCCAAGGAAUGAUUUGUCUUGCUGGUAGUCAAGUGUGGUGGACGGCAGAAGUCGAAAAUGUUUUCGUCAAAAUCAAGAAAGGCAACAAAAGGGCCAUGAAGGAAUAUCUUGAACAACUAAAUAAACAACUUGACGAAAUUGUGAUCACAGUGAGAGCUGAAUUAAGCGCAAACGACAGAACUAAAUUUAGGACCAUAGCAAUUAUCGAAGUUCACGCACGUGACAUUAUUGAAAGUUUUGUCACCAACAGUGUUACCGACAUAAGGGAAUUCGAAUGGGAAAGUCAACUAAGAUUUUAUUGGGUUAACCAUUUAGACAAUUUGUGGGUGGUUCAAUGUACUGGCUCCUUCGAAUAUGGUUACGAAUACAUGGGACUCAACGGCCGUCUUGUUAUUACCCCUCUAACUGAUAGAAUCUACUUAACAAUCACUCAAGCCCUUAUUAUGCACAUGGGAGGUGCACCAGCUGGGCCUGCGGGAACAGGAAAAACAGAAACGACUAAAGAUUUAGCCAAAGCAAUGGCUUUGCUCUGUAUUGUCACAAACUGUGGCGAAGGAAUGGAUUUUAAGGCGAUCGGAACGACACUUGCUGGCUUGGCUCAAUGUGGAGCUUGGGGUUGUUUCGACGAAUUCAACCGAAUUGACAUUUCCGUUUUGUCAGUAAUCUCCACGCAAUUGCAAACAAUCCGAAGUGCUCUCAUGUUGAAACUCGAGAAAUUCACGUUCGAGGGUGCUGAAAUUAGUCUAGACUCCAAAGUUGGUAUUUUUAUCACCAUGAAUCCGGGGUAUGCCGGAAGAACGGAACUUCCGGAAUCAGUCAAGGCCUUGUUUCGGCCAGUAGUGUGUAUUGUACCUGAUCUGGAGAUGAUUUGUCUCAUUUCGCUUUUCUCUGAUGGUUUUCUGCAAGCUAAAGUCUUGGCCAAAAAAAUGACAGUGCUUUAUAAACUUGCACGGGAACAACUGUCAAAACAAUUUCACUACGAUUGGGGUCUGAGAGCUCUGAAUGCGGUCCUGCGAAUGGCCGGUGUUUUAAAACGAGCGUCCCCGGAUUUAAAUGAAGCCUUAGUCCUGAUGAGAGCUUUACGCGAUAUGAAUCAUCCGAAAUUCGUUUACGAAGAUGUUCCCUUGUUUUUGGGUCUGAUCCGCGAUCUCUUCCCCGGAAUGGAUUGUCCCCGAGUAGGUUAUCCCGAUUUCAAUUCCGCCGUAGAAAAAGUCCUAGAUAAGCACCGAUACAUCGUUUUGCCAUACCAAGUCGAUAAAGUCGUCCAACUUUACGAAACCAUGAUGACUCGACAUUCCACCAUGUUAGUAGGACCCACAGGUGGAGGAAAAACAGUUGUGAUUCAAGCUCUAGCACGUGCGCAGACUUUGCUCGGCCUCAAAACUAAAAUUUUCACUCUAAAUCCAAAAGCGUGUUCAGUUAUUGAACUUUAUGGAAUUCUAGACCCCAUUUCGAGAGACUGGACGGAUGGACUUUUAUCAAACAUCUUCAGAGAAAUGAAUAAACCAACUGAAAAGCCUGAAAGACGCUAUAUUUUGUUUGACGGCGAUGUUGACGCUUUAUGGAUUGAAAAUAUGAAUUCGGUGAUGGAUGACAAUAAACUACUUACUCUCGCCAAUGGUGAACGAAUCAGGUUGCAAACUCCCGUCUGUGCGUUGUUAUUUGAAGUUGGUGAUUUGCAAUAUGCCUCGCCGGCGACGGUUUCACGAGCUGGAAUGGUCUACGUUGAUCCGAAAAAUUUGGGUUUUCAACCGUUUUGGGACAGAUGGGUCAAAAGCAGAAAUCAUCCACCGGAAAGAGAAGUUUUUCAGAAUUUGUACGAACAGUACAUUCCGGAUUUGAUGGCGUAUGUGUUGGAAGGAACAGUAGCAAACAAACAGGUCGCUCCCUUAAAAACAGUGAUACCUCAAAGUGGGUUGAAUAUGAUAACACAGUUGUGUUUUAUGAUAGAUGCUGUUUAUCCGCAACCGGUUGAAGAUACACGUGAUCCGGAAGAAGAAGUUGAUAGUGAUUUACUUGAAUCAAUCUUUCUCUAUUGUGUAUAUAAUUCGGUUGGAGCUGCCUUAGUUGCCGACUGUCGAUUAGAGUUUGAUGAGUUUAUCAAGUCGCAAUGUUCGAUGAUAAAACAAGAAGAUACUGUUGAAAAUAAAGCUGAUCGAAGACAUAUGCCUAGUGCUUUCCCCACUUUGUACGACUAUUACUUCAACGUAAAAGAAGAAGUCUGGAUUGCUUGGGAUUGGAUAGUACCAGAAUAUGUACAUGAUGCUUCAAAACGAUUCUCGGAAAUUCUUGUUCCGACAAUCGAUACCGUACGCGUUACUUAUCUUUUGACCUUGAUGAACAAAGUGGGAAGACCGAUUAUCUUGGUUGGGGAAACUGGUACUUCAAAAACAGCAAUCAUUCAAAACUUUUUAAGAAGCUUAAAUCCAGAUGUCAAUAUCCUACUAAACAUUAACUUUUCAUCAAGAACCUCAUCAAUGGAUGUCCAGAAAAACCUAGAAUCGGCAGUAGAAAAACGAACGAAAGACAUCUAUGGCCCUCCACUUGGCAAAAAGUUGAUUUGUUUCAUAGAUGACAUGAAUAUGCCACAAGUGGACGAGUACGGGACCCAACAACCUAUAGCACUUUUAAAAUUACUUUUCGAAAGGAAAGGCUUUUACGACCGGGGAAAAGACCUUAACUGGAAAAUAUUAAAAGACGUGUCCUACUUUGCAGCAAUGGGAGUUGCUGGAGGAGGUCGAAACGAGGUUGAUCCUCGUUUCAUGUCAAAGUUUUCCGUCUUUAACUUGAUUUUCCCAACGUCUGAAACACUUCAUCACAUUUACAGUUCAAUUCUAAAAGGGCAUUUAUCACAAUUCCCGGAAGAAGUUCAACAAGCGGAAAAUUUGAUUACAAUGACGCUCAACUUGUAUAAUAUUACCAUUGUUCAAUUACCACCAACACCCAGCAAAUUUCACUAUAUUUUCAACAUGAGAGAUCUCUCUCGAAUUGUUGCAGGAAUGUGUAAAACCACACCGAAAUUUUUCUUUGCGCUACAUCAGAUUGUAAGAGUUUGGCGGAAUGAAUUUACAAGAGUAAUUUGCGACCGUCUUAUCAGUACUGAGGAUCAGGAGUUCAUGACAAAUCAGAUUAAAACACAAAUUGAAAAAUUUUACCCGACGCCAGUCAAAGAGGAACCACCAGCGAUACCGGAAAAUGUUGAAGAAAUGUCCAAUUUCGAAUUUGAAGAACCUAAAGAAGAACCAGAGGAAGAGAAAAAAGAAGAAGAAGAAGAAAGAAUUGACGUGAUUGAGUAUUCAAUGCGUGAUCCUUUGCUCUUCGGUGAUUAUCGAAAUGCAGUAAACGAGGAUGAAGCUCGAUAUUACGAAGAUCUUCUAGACUAUGAAGCGGUGUACUUCCUGUUCCAAGAAAUAAUGGAAAUUUACAAUGAACGUCAAGACAAGUUAAAUAUUGUUCUUUUUGAUGAUGCUUUGGAACAUUUGACACGAAUACACAGAGGGAUAAGAUUAGAAAGAGGUCAUGUUAUGUUGGUGGGAGUUGGAGGAUCUGGAAAAACGAGUCUGACAAGGAUUGCCGCCUUCACAGCCGGUUGUGAAAUCUUUAAAAUCGUACUCUGUAAAGGUUACAAUGAAACGUUGUUCAAAGAAGACUUGAAAAAACUAUUUAACCAAUUGGGGGUAGAAGGAAAACCGACAGUGUUUUUCUUCACUGCCGCUCAAAUAGUCGAAGAAGGUUUCCUGGAAUUUAUUAACAACAUUUUAAUGAUUGGAAUAGUCCCUGCGUUAUUCACAGAUGAUGAAAAGGAGCAAAUUAUUAUGCAGCUGAGAAAUGCAGCAAAAAAUGCAGGAUAUGGAAUUGCAAAAGACGCAGUUUGGCAGUACUUUCUUCACCGGUGUGCUGACAAUUUACAUAUGGUGCUUUCAAUGUCACCUUCAGGUGAUAUUUUGAGCAAAAGGUGUAGAAGUUUUCCCGGUUUGGUUAAUAAUACAACAAUCGACUGGAUAUUCCACUGGCCACUGCAAGCCCUAUUUGCCGUAGCUUCAGUUUUUCUUAAGGAAAAUCCCAAAAUUCCGGAAAUUUACCGAGACCAUAUCAUAGAACACGUAGUACAUGUUCAUACAAGUAUAGAAGAAUAUGUUAAAAAUUAUCUGAUAAAACUGCGACGAAAAAAUUACGUUACCCCAAAACAUUACUUGGAUUUAAUGCAGACUUAUUUAAAGCUCCUUGAUGAGAAAAAUCAGUAUAUAGACAGUCAGUGCAGUCGACUCCAAAGCGGAAUGACUAAAAUUGAAGAAGCAAGUGCAGAACUAGCAGUUUUGAAUAAAAGACUGGCAAAACAAAAAAUACGAGUAGAGGAAGCGACUCGAGCUUGUGAAGCAAUGUUGGCUGAAAUCGACGAAGGGACGAGAAAAGCAACAGAAAAGAAAGAUUUAGCCUCCUUGAAAAGUAGUGAAAUUGAAGAACAGGCUCGCAUUAUAAGUCUGGAACAAGCCGACGCUGAAGAGGCUCUUGCUGCAGCCAUGCCUGCUUUAGAAACAGCUAGACUGGCAUUAUCAGACUUAGACAAAUCAGAUAUUACAGAAAUUCGAUCCUUUGCCACUCCACCAGAAGCUGUCCAGAUCGUCUGCGAAUGUGUCGCUAUAGUUCGAGGAUACAAAGAAAUUUCAUGGAAAACAGCAAAAGGAAUGAUGGCUGAAGCCAAUUUCCUCAGAACUCUUCAAGAAAUGAACUGUGAUUUAAUCACGCAAGCACAAAUUCGAGCUGUGAAAGCACACAUGAAAAAGUCGAGUAAAUUAGAUGAUAUGGCUUCGAUCAGUAAAGCUGGUUUUGGGCUUUUGAAGUUUGUUCAAGCAGUUUUGGGCUAUUGUGCCGUCUACCGAGAGGUGAAACCCAAAAAAGAACGAGUGGAGCAGUUGCAAAGAGAGUACGAUGCUGCAAAAAAAAGUCUCGAGAAACUCUACAACGAAAUUGCAAAACUUGAAGCAGCGUUAGAUGAACUGAAUCAGAAAUAUGAAGCUGCCAUGAAGCGAAGACAAGAGUUGCAAGAAGAGACGGAUAUAAUGAUGCGACGUCUGAUUGCGGCUGACAAGUUGAUAACUGGCUUGAGUUCUGAGCGAGAACGGUGGACUAAAGAUUUGGAGAUGUUGCACUUGGAAAAAGAAAGAUUGGUAGGCAACUGUUUACUAUCUUCGGCCUUUUUAAGUUAUGCGGGACCGUUUACUUAUGAGUUCAGAAAGGAAAUGAUUUAUGACGAUUGGCAAGGAGAUAUAAUAAACAGAGGAAUUCCGCUUACCCAACCCUAUCGAAUUGAAGCAAAUCUGUCAAACGAUGUGGAAGUGAGUCUCUGGAACUCGGAAGGGCUUCCACCUGACGAAUUAUCAGUCCAAAAUGGUAUUCUGACUCUGAAAGGAACCAGAUUCCCCUUGUGUAUCGAUCCUCAACAGCAAGCUUUGAACUGGAUUAAACGAAAAGAAGAAAAAAAUAAUUUGAAAAUAUUGAAUUUUAAUGACCACGACUUUCUUAAAUUUUUGGAUAUGGCAAUAAAAUAUGGUUCUCCAAUUUUGUUCCAAGAUGUGGACGAUUAUAUCGAUCCAGUUGCCGAAAAUGUAAUACAAAAAAAUAUUAGAAGUGUUUCUGGGCGAGUCUUCGUGGUUUUAGGGGACAAGGAGGUUGAUUAUGACCCACAUUUCCGGAUGUACAUGACGACGAAAUUUGCAAAUCCUAUUUUUAAUCCUGCAGUCUAUGCGAGCGCAGUCGUUAUCAAUUAUACUGUGACAUUAUCUGGUUUAGAAGAUCAACUUCUGAGUGUUGUUGUCAGAAAUGAACGACCAGAUUUAGAAGAGCAGAGAGAAAGCUUAAUUGAAGAAACGAGUGAAAACAAAAAUUUGCUUCAGAAUCUUGAAGAUUCCCUCCUGAGAGAACUUUCCACAACAACUGGAAAUAUGUUAGAUAACGUAGAGUUAGUUGACACUUUAGAAAACACCAAAACUAAAGCUAAGGAAGUGUCUGAUAAACUGUUAUUAGCCGCGGAAACUGCUCGUGAUAUCAAUAAGUUGAGAGAUGGAUACCGGCCUGUGUCCCGGCGUGGAGCAAUUCUUUUCUUUGUUUUAUCAGACAUGGCUGGGGUUAACGCAAUGUACCAAUACUCUCUAGCUUCAUAUCUGGAAGUUUUCGCAUAUUCGCUAAGGAAGGCUUUGCCUCAUACAAUCCUCGCGAAGAGGUUGAUGAAUAUUAUCAAUACGUUAACAAAAAAUGUCUACGACUACGGGUGCACUGGAAUUUUUGAAGUCCACAAACUAUUAUUCUCUUUCCAAAUGACCACCAAAUUGCAACAAAAUGAACAAAAUGUGACACAAAUGGAACUCGAUUUCUUCAUCAAAGGUUCGGUUAGUUUAGAGAAGACAACAAGAGAAAACCCAACGAAGUUUAUCACUCACCAAGGCUGGGCCGAUUUGAUUAAAUUGACAUCGGAUUUCCCGGAAGAUUUCGGUCAAUUGGCCGACGACGUGCAAAAACAUGUACAAGAGUGGCAAGAUUGGUACGAUUUGGAUGCUCCAGAAUCCACCGAUUUCCCCUGCGGAUACAAACAAAAAUUGAAACCGUUCCAAAUUUUGAUGCUUUUAAGGUGCUUCCGAGUCGAUCGUGUGUACAGAGCUGUUGCCGAUUACAUCACGGAAGUAACAGGAGAAGAAUACAUAAUGCCUCCAGUGAUCAGUUUUGAUGGUAUUUACGAACAGAGCAGUCCAAUGACACCAGUCAUAUUUGUAUUGAGCCCCGGAUCUGACCCCACAGCUGAAUUGAUGAAAUUAGCCGACAGAAGUGGUUUCGGAGGAGGAAAGUUUAGAUACUUGUCGUUGGGUCAAGGACAGGAAGCUGCGGCUUUAGCACUACUGGAUACAGCAAUCGCGAGAGGUCAAUGGUUAAUGUUCCAAAACUGCCACCUCUUGCUUUCGUUUAUUAGACAGUUGGAAAAACAACUAGAAAAAGUUUCAAAGCCACAUCCUGAUUUUAGACUAUGGUUAACAACAGAUCCUGUCAAUAAUUUUCCCAUUGGUAUUCUCCAAAGUUCACUCAAAGUAGUGACAGAGCCCCCAAAUGGUCUCAAAUUGAAUUUGCGAAAUACGUACUUUAAAAUUAGACAACAGACUUUGGAAGCAUGUACACAUACGGUUUACAAGUCUUUGGUUUAUGUCUUGGCUUUCUUUCAUGCCGUGGUUCAAGAACGUCGAAAGUAUGACAAAAUCGGGUGGAAUAUUUGCUACGAUUUUAAUGAAUCUGAUUUUAACGUCUGUGUCCAAAUUUUGGAUACGUAUCUGACUAAAGCAUUGGAAGCUAAAGAUUCUAGAAUUCCGUGGAAUAGUCUCAAAUAUUUGAUUGGAGAAGUGAUGUAUGGAGGAAGAGUCAUUGAUGAUUUCGAUAGAAGAAUAGUUGCAACAUACAUGGAUGAAUAUAUGGGAGAUUUUCUCUUCGAUACAUUUCAACCUUUCCACUUUUACCAUGACAUCAAUGUUGAUUAUGUUAUACCCCCAGAUGGUGACAAAGAUGAUUAUAUCGAGGUGAUCGAUGAAUUGCCAUUAGCAAAUAGUCCCGAAGUUUUUGGUUUACAUCCAAACGCAGAAAUUGGUUAUUACACUCAAGCUACUAAAGAAAUGUGGAGGUUACUGAUUGAAUUGCAGCCACAAACAUCUACCAGUGGUGAGGGAAUAAGCCGCGAAGAAUUUAUCGAAAAUGUAACACACGAUAUUUUGCAAAAAAUCCCGGAAGAGUAUGAAGUAUGGAAAGUUCGGAGAUUCUUCCAAAGAGUAAUGUCACCGACUGUCGUCGUACUUUUACAAGAACUCGAGCGAUUCAAUCAUCUAAUUACCGCAAUGAGACGAACUUUGACCCAAUUGUUAAAAGCCUUAGCCGGUGAUAUAGGGAUGGAUGCUGUUUUGGACAACGUGGCCUAUUCAUUAUUUAAUGGACAGUUACCAAGCGCUUGGAGGAAAUUAAGUCCGGCGACUUGUAAAAGUUUAGGUGGCUGGAUGGAACAUUUUGAAAAACGGCAAGACCAGUUUUUUAAUUGGUCGAACACCGGCGAACCUGCUGUUUUAUGGAUCUCAGGUCUACAUAUUCCUGAAACUUACCUUGCCGCUUUGGUACAAAUAGCUUGUCGUCUUAACAAUUGGCCUUUAGAUAGAUCAACAUUAUACACCAGUGUUUCCGAGUAUGUCGACCCUAAUGAUGUAACUCUGCGACCACCUGCGGGAAAUUGUAUGGUUCACGGCUUGUAUCUGGAAGGUGCAGGCUGGGAUGUCGAAAAUAAGUGUUUGAGACGAUCUUCGCCAAAAAUCCUGAUUGAGCCACUCCCCGUUAUGAAUGUCAUACCAAUUGAAGCUUUCCGGUUGAAGUUACAAAAUACUUUAAGAACGCCAGUUUAUACAACCUCCCAACGAAGAAAUGCAAUGGGCGUGGGGCUUGUUUUUGAAGCCGAUCUCGGUACGACUGAACACAUUAGCCAUUGGAUUUUACAAGGUGUAUGCUUAGUUUUAAAUACUGAUUAAAUAUUUUAUCUAUUUUACUAUUUUUUGAAAGUUAAUUCGAAAAUAAAACGAUCAAAUGAG
This is a messenger RNA of Tribolium madens (black flour beetle), 14855 nucleotides long. It is a transcript of the gene Dhc98D, whose product is annotated as dynein axonemal heavy chain 10. Gene Ontology annotation, biological process: microtubule-based movement. The record is from RefSeq and is a predicted model, not a curated record. Gene Ontology annotation, cellular component: dynein complex. The transcript is spliced from 14 exons. Gene Ontology annotation, molecular function: dynein light intermediate chain binding; minus-end-directed microtubule motor activity; dynein intermediate chain binding. Lineage: Eukaryota; Metazoa; Arthropoda; Insecta; Coleoptera; Tenebrionidae. Bases 84 to 14795 code for a protein of 4903 amino acids.